UGAUCUGAUCGGGUUGUUCGGCGCACAGACAGCAGCUGACUGUCGGCUUGUUGCAGCACUUUUUUUUAUUUAUAUAUAUAUACAUAUGUGAUUGAGCAUUGGUCCCGGAGCCUGGAAUGACUCAUCCCCCCGUCAUGACCUCACCGGGCCGCCCCUCCAGUUGAAUGGGAUCCCUCAUCGCCUGUCUGUCGCUUGUUUUUGGCACCGACUGUCUCCACCGUCGCCGCUCCUGCUCCUCCUGCUCCUCCUGCUCCUCCUCUUACUGCUUCUUCUCCUUAAACCCUGAUUUUUUUGGGGGGUGGGGGGAUCUGUGAGCUUUCGCUUCAUGUGAUCACUUCAUUCAUGGUUUUCAUGUGAAUUCUGUCUGAUCGGCAGAAGAGCGACGACGCCAAAUCUCCAGCAGCCUGCGCGUCAGGGGCCAUGGGGGGAUCCAAGAGUAAGCCCAAGGAUGUAGGACGGAUAACCCACGGCCACGAUAGCAACCUCAGCUCUGGGGGAGGGGCUGGUGGCCACCACCUCAACCCCAAUCAACCGUCCUUAACACCAAAUCGUAGCCCCACUAUGGAUGGAGGUCUCGGCGGUAAUCCAUCUAUGGCCAAUACUCCAGAGCUGGCCCUGUUUGGAGGCGUGGACAAUAACAGUGUCACCUCUCCUAACAGAAUCACACUGGCAGGAGGCGUGACGACCUUCGUGGCGUUGUACGACUACGAGUCCAGAACGGCCUCAGAUCUGUCUUUCAGGAAGAGCGAACGCCUCCAGAUAGUCAACAACACGAGGAAGGUGAACUGCAGAGAGGGGGACUGGUGGCUGGCGCGCUCCCUGACCACUGGAGAGAGCGGUUACAUCCCCAGCAAUUAUGUGGCUCCAUCCGACUCCAUCCAGGCAGAAGAUCACCUCAGACUGACUCUAGAGUCCAGGUGGUACUUUGGUAAAAUCACCCGCCGGGACUCCGAGAGGCUGCUGCUAAGUUUAGAGAACAGAAGAGGGACUUUCCUGGUGCGAGAGAGCGAGACCACCAAAGGUGCCUACUGCCUGUCUGUAUUGGACUACGACAACACCAAAGGGCUGAACGUGAAGCACUACAAGAUCAGGAAGCUGGACAGCGGAGGCUUCUACAUCACGUCGCGCACGCAGUUCAGCAACCUGCAGCAGCUUGUCAAUCAUUACCGCAAGCAUGCUGACGGACUGUGUCACAGUCUAACGGACAUCUGUCCUGUGCUGAAGCCUCAGACUCAGGGCUUAGCCAAGGACGCCUGGGAGAUCCCGAGAGAGUCCCUCCGUCUCGACCUCAAGCUCGGACAGGGCUGCUUCGGAGAAGUCUGGAUGGGAACGUGGAACGGUACGACGCGGGUGGCAAUAAAGACUCUAAAGCCCGGCACCAUGUCCCCUGAGGCCUUCCUCCAGGAAGCUCAGGUCAUGAAGAAACUGAGACACGAAAAGCUGGUUCAGCUGUACGCCGUGGUGUCCGAGGAACCCAUCUACAUCGUCACAGAGUACAUGGGACAAGGUAGCUUACUGGAUUUCCUGAAAGGUGACAUGGGUAAAAUGCUCCGCCUCCCCCAGCUGGUAGACAUGGCCUCACAGAUUGCUUCAGGGAUGGCUUACGUGGAGAGGAUGAACUACGUGCACAGAGACCUCAGAGCUGCUAACAUCCUGGUGGGAGAUAACCUGGUUUGCAAAGUGGCUGAUUUUGGUCUGGCUCGCCUCAUUGAGGACAAUGAAUAUACUGCCAGGCAAGGAGCCAAGUUUCCCAUCAAGUGGACGGCCCCUGAGGCUGCUCUGUACGGCCGCUUCACCAUUAAAUCUGAUGUCUGGUCAUUUGGAGUCCUGCUGACCGAAUUGGCCACUAAAGGCCGCGUGCCCUAUCCAGGUAUGGUAAACCGGGAAGUGUUAGACCAGGUGGAGCGUGGCUACAGGAUGCCGUGCCCUGCGGAGUGCCCCGAAUCCCUGCACGACCUGAUGCUGACCUGCUGGAGGAAAGAGCCCGAGGAGAGGCCGACCUUUGAGUACCUGCAGGGCUUCCUGGAGGAUUACUUCACCUCCACGGAGCCUCAGUACCAGCCCGGAGAGAACCUGUAAACUGGGGUGAACGUGGGGGGAAAAUGUGCAUGCGUCAUGCAUGUACAAAAACUGAGCAUGUGUAUCUACUUCAGUGUGUGUGAGGGUGUGUAUGUACAGUAUAACGGGGAGCUGCAUUCUGGGUACAAUCAGUAACUCUCUGACGCUGAGGAGUGUCAGUGCGACGUCAAAACCAAUCAGCAACAUUUCAGAUCCUGCUUUCUACCGGUUCAUUAUUCUGAGCUCAUCACGCUGUAACUUUAUUUUGUUCGUCAUUCAAAACAACACCCGAUACAAAGCCGAGCAGGUUUUCUCAAACCGUCCUCGUGUUUGUAAGUCACCCUGAUGCGUACAGUACAUUCCCCCCGUGUUCACUCACCUGACUGAUCUUGUUUGCCAGCUUCGACACUGCAAGUGACACCAGACAUGUGGCAUUAGAGACUGCACGUGGGAGUCCAGAGAAUGAAUGUUGGAUACAAGUAUUGUCCUGCUGAAAGACCCCUGUCUAUUUUUUUUAUAUACUAUAUUUUCUUUGGGAUACACACAUGCUCAGAGUCUGUCUUCCAUUUUUGCCACUUGAGAAGCAACUAUUUUUGGACGUACAAUAAUCUGCCAGGAUAUUAUUGGUCUUAAAUGUUUUUAUUUUGUUAUUAGACCUGGAUCAACUGGAGUAUUUUUUAUUUUUAUUUCAUCACCAUGCUUCCCAAAAGACUAACACCCUUGAUUCCCCCUCGACAGGAGUGUGUAGUCUCACUCGCCUCCCCUGAUCGGACGAAUAGUUUUCUCGCUGUGACCAACAUACAGCUCAACACAAAGAAGAGAAGAGGCCGAGCGUGUUUCUCUAUUUUCUAAAUUGUGACUUUUCUUACAAACAGAAAACGGCUACUGAUCACUAACGGUCAUCUCAGGAUGGAGAAGACUUAAAAAAAAUAAAAAAUAAAUCUGCUGCAAGGAUUUUUGUGCCAAUGAAAUGAAAAAAAAAUCUUUUGUACUCUCUUCUACUGUGUCAAAGUGUAUUUUACUACUCUGAACUUUUCAUAUGACGAAGUCUGAGUUGUGUAAGCGGAUGUUUUUCUCCUGCUGAUGAUCCACUGUUUCCAGAUCCUGCUCCUGUGUACAGCACCGACCGGCUCACCAGCGGUUUUUUUUGUUUUGUUCUUUUUUUUUUUUUAAAGGUGCUGAUUUUGUUUCUCGAGCGUUCAAAUUAAAUUCAGGUGAAUCUUCUUUCAUGUCUCCUUUUCAGUUCUGGCUUCUUCGUUAAUUAACAUGAAGAUUUCUGCCUCAGCGUUUCACUAACUGGUGCAUCUUUGAGCACGAUGGUACACUGGAGAUAUAUUACAUUUCUGUUCUCUCGGUGGGUUAUGCCUUCCUCCAGCCUGUAGGGGGCAGAGCAGAAAUAACCAUUUCUGUAUAGUAAAUAAAUUGGCAUCUUCAAACUUAAUUGUAAAUAUCCUUAAUGUGUGUUUUUUUUGUGUAUAUAUCAUCUUUAUAAUUUAUUCCACUUUAAAAUAACCCAGUUGUUUAUUUUGCUUUCAUUCAAACUUUAAUGUUUAUGUUAUGGGUUAAAUAACACCUGACAGUAAUGAUAUAAAUAUACAGUUUAUCAUCAUCCAAUGUUUUCUCUUCGUGCAUGUAUCUCUGUGGAACUUAUCUUGGGUGUACAUUUCUGUGAUAUGACUAACAGAGCGGGUGCUCUGCAUCCCUCUUGAUUCCCGUCUUGCCAGAUACUGAUCAUCUACCAGCUCCUUCCCACGGUACAAUCAAAAACCACAAAUGUUUACAUCGUGAUAUAAUCUUUCAGAAAUCAUUUUUGGUGCUGCUUUCAGAGGCUGGUAAAUGAGCAGGUUAAUUUCAAAUGUUGUUCUCAUUCUGUUCUCAUGUGCACACUCACACCUGAGCAUCUGUACGGCCUCUCCCCGGCUCGGGUUUAAAAAGCAUAAAGUGCUCCAUGCACAAGGUGAUGUGAUCUGUGUAGCGUCUACUAUGUGGACAAUGAAUGCAUUGACCUGCCUGGGUGUAGUCAGGUCAUCUGGCAUCAGCCCUUUCUCUCCCUUCUUUCCUCCGACCGGUCUCACUGAAAGCUCAUGGGCAAAAAAUAAAAAAUAAAAUGUGGAAGAAGUGCAUGAACAUGUUCAUGGCCAAGGACGUUUCCAGUGGGGGGGUUCUUGUGGGUCUUCUUUCUGGCUAUGCAGAUAUUUUUUUAAAUCUGUGAUAUUCAUAUAAAUAUAUAUACUCUUUUCUACUGUAUUCAUUGGGAGUUUUCAGAUUUAAAAAAUUGUUAAAUCCUACUGAAUAUUGUUCAAAUUUGAAAGUAUGUUUGAAUAAAAUUUGUAUAUUGCCAGCUGCA
Messenger RNA from Larimichthys crocea (large yellow croaker), 4405 nucleotides. RefSeq names its product v-src avian sarcoma (Schmidt-Ruppin A-2) viral oncogene homolog (gene src). Gene Ontology annotation, molecular function: ATP binding; protein binding; protein tyrosine kinase activity. Bases 421 to 2079 code for a protein of 552 amino acids. The transcript is spliced from 14 exons. Gene Ontology annotation, biological process: protein phosphorylation. The record is from RefSeq and is a predicted model, not a curated record. Lineage: Eukaryota; Metazoa; Chordata; Actinopteri; Sciaenidae.